AUGUCGCAAUUUGUACCUGCAGACCGAUUUGUUCUGCCAGAAGGAUCGGCUCUAGCUUCCAGCAGACUCCACACGAUCUUCUACGGUUCUCUGGUCAUCCAACAUGUCAUCUUCCAUGGCCUGUCACACUCUUGGCUCAAGGGCGGCAGUAAGGACAUGCUCAAAAGGCGCUGCUGGAUCCUGACCACCCUGGCCAGCUUCGUCAUGUGCAUCGCUAGCUUGCCAUAUCUCUACGAUCUCAUCCUCGGCGGCUUUGACCUUCAUGCCAUCCGACCUAGGACCAAGACGGUCGCCGAGCCAUUGGCUGCUUUCUUCGUCGCCUACCUCCUCUCGGACCUCACACUCGGCUCCAUCUACUAUCGGAAGCUGAUCAACCUGUCGUCAGGUUGGAUCCACCACAUCGCUUACACCUUCCUCUUCUCGUUUUGGGUUCACAAAGGCUGGGGCCACAUCGCAGCAGCGGCUGCCAUCUUUGAGCUGCCGACACUCAUUAUGGGCGUUGCUUCCAUUCACCCGGUCCUCCGCUCCAACAUGGCAUUCACUGUCACCUUUUUUGCUACACGCGUCUUCUACCACUUUGCCCUGCUUCUUUCUAGCGUCACCGAACACGGUCGCAGUGCUCCCGGCAUCAACGGCAGCUGGGGUCCCGCCAUCAGUCUGACUGUCACCUAUCCCAUGCAUCUUUGGUGGGGAUACAAGUGUGUAUGCAGCAUCCGACGUAGGAUGCACAAGAGGAAACUCGGAGCAGCACAAGUCGCCAAGGAGAAGGCGUCGCUUGCCUCUGCUGCUGGCCAGCUCUUCAACGGCAUGCCAGCACCAGACACAAGCAGUGCUGUCAAUACCCCUGCCGUUACCCCAGGUGCAGGUGCAACACCAGCAACUGCCAACUUUGGCGCCACCGGUCCCGUCCAUGCCGCUUUCGCACGCGCUGCAUCUGCUGCUCGACCUAAUGUCAACCUCCUCUUGCCGAAUCGCCGCCGAGGUCAACGUCAAGCUGAUGAGGUGCAUGCGACCCACCCACUCCUCUUCAGAACGCUUAACCCAAGCUACAUCAACUCCAAUUCAAUUUUCACUGCUCCCGUGGCUCCCGAUGGUGCCGGGCCUGACGACAUCGAGCCCUUCCUGGCGAUCCGAUCUCCUGCAGAGGCUAGCGAUCGAGCCCGCCGUUUGGUAGCCGAUGCCGUUCGCAAGGUCUGGAUCAAUGCCCCUGCCAGUUGGCGCCGUCAAUUCGAAGAGGAAGCAGGUGUGCGACCUAAGGGGCUGGGAGCCGCAGGUCGCAUCCCUUCUUACACUACGGACGAGUCCUCAGAAGAGUAUGAAGAGGCCGACUCGGACUUGAUUGCCUCUUCCAACGCCCCCUCUGGCAUGUCAGAAUCUCGAGCACGCCGCUACCUUCAAGCACAGCGCUCGCGCAUUCGUCAUGCAGUGCUCCGUGCUGUGAGGACGGCGAUCAACGGUCGAGAUGCUGAUGGUCUCAAAGCUGUCACCUCGUUCGACGGCAAUCGCAUCACCACCUUUGCCGAUGGAGCUCUUGCUGGCGCUGGUGACAUUCGACCCUCCGGCAUCGAUCGGACUCUGCUUUCACUUGACUUCAGCUCACUUAUCAAGUAUCUCCCUCCCGACUUUUGGGGGCAGGACUACGAGAUUCGCGAGUUCCCUGUCGAGCAAGUGGCGCAGGGCGGGCGUCGCAGACGCAUCGUUGGCCAGAUCCGUCGGCGUAUGGAGGUAGCUCGACGCAAUUUUGUUGUGUUCGAUUGA
Ustilago hordei is the source of this 1758-nucleotide messenger RNA. RefSeq lists its product as uncharacterized. The coding region runs from base 1 to 1758 and encodes 585 amino acids. Gene Ontology annotation, cellular component: endoplasmic reticulum; membrane. NCBI's taxonomy places the organism in Eukaryota, Fungi, Basidiomycota, Ustilaginomycetes, Ustilaginales, Ustilaginaceae. The transcript has a single exon. The record is from RefSeq and is a predicted model, not a curated record. Gene Ontology annotation, biological process: lipid homeostasis.